GUCCUCUCCCCUCUUCACUUCACUCCUUUGGCAUGGUGAUGGUGCUGAUGAUGAUGUGAUGGUUGGGAGGGGAGGAGUGGAUUUGGAUUGAAAAGAAGUGAAGUGAGGAAGUCUAUGCAGGUCUGGUGGUCGUGUUUCAUCUGAUUCCUGGUACCGAUGUGACAGCUACAUAACCCAAGGUGGUGUUUCCUACACCCAGGCAGUCCCCAAUGAUCGUUAGCCAUGGAAGGAGCAGAGUUUUUCAGUUUGCUGGAGUCCAACCAGCCACAGAUUGUCGAGGACAUAAAAAUGAAAUGUCAUGAACUUCUCAAUUCUAGUGACACAUGGCUGGUGAAUGGCUUAUUUGACUACUCUAUGCAGACCGGAUCUUUGCGCACGGUUGAUGUUUUGAUUGGUAUAAGAGAACCACACGAAACACACCUUUUUAGCAAAUUCUCAGAAAGCUUACGUGGCAACAACAAAUUGCAAGCAUUGACUCUGUUGGGGCAUAUUGUACGGAGACAACCAACAUGGCUGUUCAAAAUAACUCGCCAUUCACUUUUCAAAGAUCUUCUUAAAUUACUGAAGACGGAGACGGAAAUCGUUCCCCUGAUGAGUGCACUGCUUGUGAUUAAUGUCCUCCUACCUACAGUAGCAGGACUGAUGGAGAGCUGUCUUCAAGAGCUGUUCACAGUAUUCAGUCAUCUGGCAAAAUUUGAUACGAUAAACCCUAAUAAGCUGUCGGAGUGUCAACUGUUCCAUCUGCAGAUGGGGCUGUAUGCCUUGUUCCUGCGGCUCUAUGGGAUGUAUCCUUGCAACUUCCUAUCCUACUUGCGUAUUGAGUACAGCCAGUCCACCAAGCUCCUCAUCUUCAACCAUACCAUCAGGCCCAUGUUGGAUACUGUUAAGGUGCACCCCAUGUUGGUGACAGCAUCUAAGGAUGUUGAAGUAUCGUCAUCCAGGAGUGGUAUUGGAAAUGAACAAUUUGGCUGUAGAUGGCGGAAAAUGGAGGCCCAUGACGUUAUUGUUGAGUGUGCUAAACUUUCCUUCAACGGUGGAGACUACGAGAAACGGGCAGAUGAUGGGAGUUCUCGGGUUAGCUUGGAUCAUUGCCUGAUGUUAGACAACAGGUAUGUGACUCGUAGUGCCAGUGGAGGAGACAGAGAAUUCAUGAGUCCUGUGUCUUACUCUGGCAUCAGCACUCCAACUCAAUCCUCGGCACCCGAGUCUGCUCCUACCUCCAUCCCUCACACACCAAUCGCACAGACACACAUGGCGGGUUCAACGUUUCCACUGCAAGAUGGGGCUUCUCCUCCUGAAGCUGCUGUAGAGGCGACUCCUGAAACUACACCCAUUAAGGAUCUACGCAAUGUAGUGCGGGCAGGUCAUCAUCCCAACUCCAGCAUUCCUCGUGCUCUUAAUGCCAUCAGUAAUAGUCCUAAUCAUUCCCAGCCAUCGUCUCCAAUGAGGAAGGAGGCUUCACCGUUCCGUUUCACCAUGGAAUCUUCUGCCUUUCAGCCUGCACAAGAGAGGAAGGAUUCUCUUAUCACCCAGAAAGUCCAGCGGCUUGUCACAGACAGAGUUCAGACAUCGACAGAGAACAUAGACAAAACAAAGUCCAGAGGGCCGAUGCAACCUACAAGUCCUCUGCGGGUGAUCAGUGGCCAGGGGCUCUCAUACGGCACGGAGAGUCCAGCUGAACCUCCUAUUGACCAAGAGGACAGGGAAGUGGAGAUAACUAUGACUUCGGACACCAACUCCCAUGUUUGGAACCCACGCCAGUGUGACAGUGUAGUUCAGGACAUUGCCUCCAACGAUCAUGAAGAUCUGGAGGAGUGUCAGCAGGACUUAUGCACCGCUAGUGGUAUUUGUAUGCCCAACUCCAACUCUAUGUGGGAUUUCACACGCAAAGUCAACAACCGUCUACGAUUUUACAGUCAGUGCCAUGCAGAACCUCCUCACCAAGGUCUGAGCACGGGCAGCAGUCCUAAUGAUGGGUUCAGUAUUCCUAUAAAUCCCAAAGUUAGACGAGCCAACUCCUGCCCUGAGAUGAAGAAAACCUGUUCUAGCUUGGAGAGGCAUCCAGUUGAAAAAGUCGAUGAGGAACCCUCUCCUGUAAAUGGUGUUACUGUGGAUUUCCCUGCGACUUCUUCAAAUGGCAAAGAAACUGCCUCAAUUGGAACUCAGACUGACAACCCACUUCCCUAUGAGCAUCUGUUCCUGGCAGUGUUCCCAACUGCAGAUUCUAACAACAGUCACCAGUUGGCUUCAGAGGAGGUAUCUGGUGUAGAUACAAAUAACUCAUCUCCACUUCCACAAAAAACAUUCUCUCCAACCCAAAUUGACACGUACAUGAAUGCCACCGUUAAUACAUUUUUUGAAUCAAAGAAGACAAAGUCACAAGGUAUGGAAACAGAGUUGAAAGCUACAAGAGAACAAUUGCAGCUGAUGAAUAUUCAAUUGUAUUUUGAGAAACAUAGAAGAGAAAUGCAUGCAGAAAGGAACCGCAGGCUCCUGGGCAGGUGUAGAAAAGUUCGGUCCCAAGAAGAACUCACCACUGCUCUUAAAGAACAGGUGGCGCUUCUUCAAGCUGAUAACGAGCUUUUGCACAACAGUUUACACAAGAGAUCGGAAGAGGCCAAGGUAUACGUUCAGCAGCUGCAAGAAACGCUCAAAUCCUAUCAAAACCAGAAAUCCUCACUACAAUUAGAAUGUACCAAAGAAAGAAGUCUUCGAGAAUCGAUAGAGGAAAUGCUCAAGCAAGAGAGAGAAAAGACUGCCAAUGUUACCAAGGAACUGAAUGAAACAAAAGCAUCACUGUUCAAUGCCACCAACGAGCUACACCACGUGGCGUCUAUGGUCAGUGAGAAUCAGGUACUACGCGAGUCGAUGUCGAGGCUGCAGAAGGAGCUGGUGGCGGAGGGGGAGGUGCAGGAGAGGUAUCGACAGAGAGUCAAUAGCCUGCUGCGCCACCUACAAAAUUCAUCUGAAGUCGAGCUCUUAGAAAAUUCUUAUGUCCACCAAAUCAGCGCUUUAAAUCAAGAACUAAGAAAUCAAAAUGAUGCACUCUCAGCUGCCACAUUCAGGAUCAGUGAACUUGACACCCUGUUGACUAAACGGGAUGCAACAAACAAUGAGAGUAAACGUCUAAUGGAGGAAGCCAAGGAUGAGUUUCAUGAACAACUGGCGGUGGUGCAGGCAAAGUACGACAGUCUGAAGGCAGUAAACAGUCGGCUGGAGACAGAGAUUCUAAAGCUGCAGACCCAGUUGGGGGCCAUUCAGGUCGAGCAGCCGGUUGAAGCAGCGAUAGCUUACACUCCUCCUAACCUUCCUCCGGUGCCUCCGGAGACAUUCAGUAACCUGCAAACACUUGUUGACGUGCCUGAUCCCUCUGAUCACAAUCCAUGAUGGAAGAUAUGCAGCGAUCAGUUGAAGUUCUUGCACUGCAUUUUUUAUCAUAAUUUUGUAGAAUUCUCGUCAAGACACUUUCACUGAAGAUCGAUAUAGCUUGAUGUUUGCAUACAGCAAGAAAUUUUUUUUGUAAAAUUCAUCCAAAUGGCCUAUUUGUUGUCAUCAUGGAAUAACAAUGUUAUUUAUAAAGACACAUUUUAACAUAUACUUGAAAGACUGUGUACAGUUGUGCAUUCAUGAGAAGUUCUUUAUUUUUUAAAGCGAUGGUUCAAUUUCGAUUAAAAUCCAGCGUUAAAUAUAGUAUACAAAGAAAUUAAACGUUAUGCAAAUCA
Homalodisca vitripennis (glassy-winged sharpshooter) is the source of this 3722-nucleotide messenger RNA. RefSeq names its product hamartin (gene Tsc1). The record is from RefSeq and is a predicted model, not a curated record. Gene Ontology annotation, biological process: regulation of cell cycle; negative regulation of TOR signaling; negative regulation of cell population proliferation. NCBI's taxonomy places the organism in Eukaryota, Metazoa, Arthropoda, Insecta, Hemiptera, Cicadellidae. The transcript is spliced from 23 exons. Gene Ontology annotation, cellular component: TSC1-TSC2 complex. The coding region runs from base 223 to 3387 and encodes 1054 amino acids.